GGGUGGGCGAGCUGCGCUGCCGCCGAGCUCGUCUCGUCCAUAGAAAACGCCAUCGAUUUUUCGCCGGAUUUUCUCCUCCUCCUCCUCCUCCUCCUCUGCCUCCGUGCUUCAAGCAGACCCUGCUCUGCUUGGCCGCACAACAACAGUGACGCUGACGCGGCACGUCCGUAGCGUGGUUACCAUCCGCAAUCAUUGUUGGGAUCGCUGCUGCUGUCGUGCCGCGUCGGCGAACCAAUCCGCGCGGUGCUGCGCUUCUUCUGCGGCGUCUACAGGUUCGUUUUCUUCUCCUCGCUCUGCCCCCAAUUCGGCGUCGCGGGUUGAGAUACUGAGUUUUGGUGCUGCGGCAAUGGCGGAGGUGGGGGGAAGGGUGCGGGGGUUCCUGCGGAACCGGUGGCUGGUGUUCGUGGCGGCGAUGUGGAUGCAGGCGUUCGCCGGGGUGGGCUACCUGUUCGGGAGCAUCUCGCCGGUGAUCAAGAGCUCGCUGGGGUACAACCAGAGACAGUUGGCGAGCCUCGGAGUCGCCAAGGACCUCGGCGACAGCGUCGGCUUCCUCGCCGGUACGCUCUGCGCCGUGCUCCCACUCUGGGCAGCGGUCCUCGUCGGCGCCGCGCAGAACCUCGUCGGCUACGGCUGGGUCUGGCUCGCCGUCGCCCACCGCGCCCCCGUGCCCCCGCUCUGGGCGAUGUGCAUUCUUAUCUUUAUUGGUACUAAUGGUGAGACAUACUUCAAUACGGCUGCACUCGUCUCAUGUGUUCAGAACUUUCCCAAGAGCCGUGGACCGAUUGUUGGUAUUCUCAAGGGAUUUGCUGGUUUGAGUGGUGCAAUCCUAACACAAAUGUAUGCAAUGAUACAUUCACCUGAUCAUGCAGCAUUGAUCUUCAUGGUUGCUGUUGGUCCAACAAUGGUUGUUAUCGCUUUAAUGUUCAUUGUCAGACCAGUUGGAGGACACAGGCAAGUAAGGCCUUCUGAUGGUACAAGUUUCAUGUUUGUAUACAGUGUCUGCGUGCUUUUGGCUGCUUAUCUGAUGGGUGUGAUGAUAGUGGGGGACAUUGUCGACUUGAGCCACACAGUGAUGGUCUUGUUGACCAUCAUUCUAAUCUUCCUCUUGCUGGUUCCAAUAGUCAUCCCUGUGAUACUCAGUUUCUUCUCAGAUAACGAUGAGAGUGUCUAUGCAUCACUGGUGCAAUCACCUCGCAAAGAAGAAGCAAGCGCGUCAACACCAUCUGAAGAGCAAACUGAGGUUAUAUUCAGUGAGGUGGAAGACGAAAAGCCAAAGGAAGUAGAUCUACUUCCAGCCUCAGAGAGGCAAAAGAGGAUAGCUGAAUUGCAGACAAAGCUAUUCCAGGCAGCUGCAGUUGGCGCUGUCAGGGUCAAAAGGAGGAAAGGUCCACGAAGAGGAGAGGAUUUCACAUUGAUGCAGGCAUUGAUCAAGGCAGAUUUUUGGCUACUGUUUUUCUCCCUUCUGUUGGGAUCAGGAUCAGGUCUUACUGUAAUAGAUAAUCUUGGGCAAAUGAGCCAGUCACUGGGCUACGAGGAUAGUCACAUAUUUGUCUCCAUGAUUAGCAUCUGGAAUUUCCUUGGACGCAUUGGUGGGGGCUACUUUUCAGAGAUUAUUGUCAAGGACUAUGCAUAUCCAAGGGCCAUUGCGUUAGCGACAGCUCAAGUGUUCAUGGCAAUCGGGCACUUCUUCUUUGCAAUGGCUUGGCCAGGCGCAAUGUACACUGGCACGCUACUUGUUGGUCUUGGCUAUGGUGCCCACUGGGCAAUUGUGCCAGCUGCUGCCUCCGAACUGUUUGGCCUGAAAAACUUCGGAGCAUUGUACAAUUUCCUUACCGUCGCGAAUCCAGCAGGCUCCCUUGUAUUCUCAGGCAUUAUAGCCAGUGGCAUAUAUGACUCCGAAGCUGAGGAGCAGGCUCGCCAGCACCAGAACUCCACAUUGCUGGCAAUGCCUGGGAUACUGCUUGGCUUGGUUUCUGAUGCUGCCGAGCCAUUGAAGUGCGAGGGAGCCGUCUGCUUCUUCCUCUCGUCUCUGAUCAUGUCAGGGUUCUGUAUCGUCGCUGCUGUCUUGAGCUUGAUCCUGGUCCACCGGACGAAGAUUGUGUACACCAAUCUAUAUGGAAACCCCCGGACAUGAAUGCCAGUCAUCAGUCAACCAGAAGGAACAAAAGAUCCAUUGUUAUCAAUGGAUAUGCCUCGGAUUUUUUCCCAGUGCUGCUGAUUCUUUUGAGAGCAGAAGGGUGAAAAGUUUUGGGUCUUCCUUCUGUUUCCGAGAGCUAUGUUACAGUAUGAUAAAUUAUCAGCGGCUACUGAAAGAAUGCUACUUGUUCAGUAUCUUGAAGCAUCGACAUGUACGGUGAAAAUGUGUUUUUUUGUCUGAACUUCUGCCGUGUUCAGCUAUAAAAGUGCAUAUAUAUACCAUGUAUAAAUACCGAUUCUUUGUUUAAAGAGGAAAA
Molecule: messenger RNA, 2453 nt
Organism: Oryza brachyantha (malo sina)
Lineage: Eukaryota; Viridiplantae; Streptophyta; Magnoliopsida; Poales; Poaceae
Product: protein NUCLEAR FUSION DEFECTIVE 4
Exons: 3
Coding region: 347-2134 (595 amino acids)
Cellular component (GO): membrane
Source: RefSeq, a predicted model, not a curated record